This is a messenger RNA of Symbiodinium sp. CCMP2592, 747 nucleotides long. Lineage: Eukaryota; Dinophyceae; Suessiales; Symbiodiniaceae. The record is from the annotation of a GenBank genome assembly.
AUGACAGCGCCCGGACAUGAUAACAGGCUUGCUUCCAGAAAGUGGAGCUGCUCCGAGCUACGCGAGGGGCUAACGCAGGUCCUGACCGAAGGAAACAACCCUGAUGAGAUCCGUGCUCUUGAGGAUGAUGAAGAGGAGGAGGAGCGGGAUGAGGAGAAGCCUGCAUCUUCGAAUGAGACGGGUGUUGCGAAGAAGUCCAGGGCGGCAAGGAAUGCAAAGCUCCGCCGGCUUUGCCAGCGACGCAAGAAUGGGUCGUUGGCUGUGCCGGUGUGGCUCCACGAGCUUUGGAAGGCAGGCAACCACACUGCCCUUGCCCUUCAGUACGAGGAAAACGGGCCGUCCAAGUAUGGUGGCGAGAACGAGUACUGGGUACAGGUCCGAGAGACUGGUGUCAGGGAGAUGGCCGAAGAGAGGGAGCAGCGGAUCACGCAGAACACCCAGGAUUGGUUAGACAACCGAGCAGGUCUCGAUGAUGACUACAGUGGUCUGGAUCUCUACAAAAACCGCAUCGAGGCCAAUCAGGCUCCUGCUGUCCAAGCCACUUCGGCCAAAGAGACCUUCCGCAAGUUCAUUGACAGUGUGCUGUCCAAGAGUGCAAAGAUCCGUGCCCUCAUCCCGCCAAGGAGCGUUGUUACGUUGGAGGCCGAUGCCAAGAUCUUGGACGACGCGUAUUCGUGCCUUACGGAUAUGCAGGCCAAGGGUGAGAUGAAAGGCUACGACACUGCGAGGCUCAGCUGCAUUUGGUAA